CGACGGCAGUGGAUAAUUACAUUAUCGGAGGACAGUAAUGGCGGCCACCAUGGAGACAGCAGCUGGCACAAGCAAUAUGCUGCAAUUUAUGAAACUUAUCGGACAACUUAAAAGGGUCCCACGGACCGGCUGGGUCUACAGGAAUGUGAAGAAACCAGAGAGUGUAUCAGACCACAUGUACCGCAUGGCCAUGAUGUCUCUGACCAUCACUGACCCCACAGUGGACAAGGACAGGUGUAUAAAGCUGGCUCUGGUUCACGACAUGGCAGAGUGCAUUGUGGGAGAUAUUGCGCCAUCAGACAACGUCAGUAAAGCAGAGAAACACAGGCGAGAGGAGGAAGCGAUGAGACAUCUGUCAGGUCUUCUGCCAGUGGGGCUCAAACAGGAGAUUUAUGGACUGUGGGAGGAAUAUGAAACCCAGAGCAGUCCAGAGGCCCGGCUGGUCAAACAGUUUGACCUGCUGGAGAUGAUCCUACAGGCUCAUGAAUAUGAAGAGUUGGAGGGAACGCCUGGAAGACUGCAGGAGUUCUUUGACUCCACCAAUGGCCGUUUCCAUCACCCAGAUGUGCUCCGGCUUCUCAGCUCUUUAAAUGAUGAGAGAGGGAGUCACAUGACUAACACCGAUGGCACAAAGAAUUCUGGGAACUCUCAGGCAGCCAGUGCAGUAUCUGCACAGCCAGACACGACUUCACACACCUCCUGACUCUAACACACACUCACAAACACAAACACCUACUCAGUGGAGAGACAGAGACGCUGCACUGGGAGCACACAUGCGUGUACGAGAAUGCACAACUGCAUCACAUGACCACAUCCAUGAGUGGGUGUAGAAAACUGUAUUUUGGGAAUCGUGACUGUCAUCUACAGUUUUCAGUUUUAUCUCAGUGUGUCUGUCUCAGUUCAGCUGGAGAUUGAGUACACUGUUGCGAAGUUCAAGUUCUGCUCUGGAAAGUAGAGCAUCAGUAUCUAUAAUACAUUCUUACAGCUACUAAUGCAAAAACUGCCAGAUAAUAUACCAAUGCAAAAUGAUUAAAUGUUUCUGUAAAUGGGCUGAUGAUGCCAUAAAGCCUACAUAGAUUUCUAGAUAUUUCUCUGACAUCAUCACAUAAGCUGUAAAUUUACUGCUGAUGUAGACAGAAAUGACUAUGUCAACAUUUUCUUUACAUUAGCAGGCUUUCUUGUACAUUUCAAUUCCAUUUUCAUGUUAUUAAACAUAUUUUAUCGGGCAGAUAUUACAGAAAAAGGGUUAUCCAUCGAAGCUACUGCACCAUCAGACACGUACAAAGUAGUGUCAGUGCAUUUUCCCUUGCAGUUUUAUUUUACUGAAAUACACAUUUUUGGGAGUGGUGACAUCAGAAUACUCAGGAAUUGCAGCAUUGCUGAAAAAGAAAAAUAAGUGGACAGAUGUGAACGUUAUUUAAAGUUUUUUUUAACCAACUGUUUUAAUUGCUGCACGUUAAUGCAUUUAUUACUGUGUGUUUGGUUAUUUCAGUUUUUCAACAGGUUGAGUCACAGUUCUCAGUGUUAAUGUAAAAAUAGUCAUCUGUGAUAUUAAGUUUGGUUUAAACGAUCUUUAAUGUCGAAACAACAGCCAUAAAACAGUUAUUUAUGACGGUGUGUAAUUAAUUGUAUGAAUACAGCUGAAUACACAUUGUUACUGUAUUUGAAAGUCACAGUUUAUGUCUUUAGGGUGUUAGUUUUAGUAAAAGUUUUUGUAAAAAGGUCUUUAAAC
Lates calcarifer (barramundi perch) is the source of this 1732-nucleotide messenger RNA. It is a transcript of the gene hddc2, whose product is annotated as HD domain containing 2. The coding region runs from base 38 to 703 and encodes 221 amino acids. Gene Ontology annotation, cellular component: cytoplasm. The record is from RefSeq and is a predicted model, not a curated record. The transcript is spliced from 6 exons. Gene Ontology annotation, molecular function: 5'-deoxynucleotidase activity. NCBI's taxonomy places the organism in Eukaryota, Metazoa, Chordata, Actinopteri, Centropomidae.